CAAUCCCCGACCCCACCUACACCAUCUUCCAAUAAGCGUCCCAGUCCUGAACAGUUGGUUUCGAAAAAGAAGUCGUUCCCGGAAUCCAGGGAAACCGCUUUACCUGGCAUCCAUUUUUGGCUUCCCAGCGCAGCCACACAUACAUAAGAUGGCGCCGCUCGCGCUUCCCGUCGUUCCCGCCUCGUCGGCCAAAUACCGUGAGUAUGUUCACAAGCCCACUCAGAGACAUCCCAGAAGUGGCGCCGUGGAUUACGACUAUGAUCGAGAAUGGCUAUGCCGCUUUUCUAAUUGGGACGGACUUGAAUCGUUGGAGAUAUCCGCUUACUACAUACAGCAAUGCACGGUUUCCACUCAGGCUAUGGUUAGUGGUUCGAGUCCGUAAGGGUAUCGACAAGGAGCUAGCACGAAGGAAGUUACAUGAAGGGCAGCAACAAGCGCAGCUUGGACUAGGUCCCUAUUUCGCUGUCACCGGAUUUGAACAUGUGGUUUGGGGUGCGUCUCGGCAAACUCGAGGACUUCGGAAUGUCCUUACACGUCAGAGUCUCAUUUCAGUCCCCGGCAGCAAAUUUCUUAGAGACUCGGACGCCACGUGGCACGAGACUGAGACGAACGAGAAUGGAGUCCAACUGGUUUGUGCAAGUACUGGCACGGCCGGUACUGUCCCUUUGACCGAGCUAUGCCCGACACAAUGGCAGGAUCAGUGUCAACCUCGCCGCAUCGGCUGGCACUAUGGAGUUGGUGGGGGAUGCAACCGUUCUACACCUGGAGCCGUCCUGGAGGAGAUGAGAGUGGACAAAUACCGGCCUGUUUUCCGAUGCCGACGCUCUAUACAUGCAGCCGGCUCCGGCGACACAUACAGGGGUCGAAGUCUCUGCUUGUCGUGGAGGCCGGGAAAUCAGGACGUUUUCCGUUUGCCCUACCUCAACAUAAGGACGAUGAGAAUGCAAUAUACGAAAUCGGGGCAAUACCUACAUGGUGAGGAUGGCUUCAACCAAAACGCGUACCUUGUUGAACCGGAUGAUCUUGCUUUGGCCGUCCGAUUCGAAUGCGCCCCUGGACCAACAGAUGUUAGGGACUAUCAGGGGAUUCCGUGGGUCUAAGGGUAGGUUGUGCUGUUUUUCAUUGUAUAGCAAUGCAGUUCAGGUAAAUUGACACUUUCCAUUCUUGUGUGAAAAAGCCACGCGAUCUCUC
Canariomyces notabilis is the source of this 1191-nucleotide messenger RNA. RefSeq lists its product as uncharacterized. The transcript has a single exon. The coding region runs from base 204 to 1100 and encodes 298 amino acids. Lineage: Eukaryota; Fungi; Ascomycota; Sordariomycetes; Sordariales; Chaetomiaceae. The record is from RefSeq and is a predicted model, not a curated record.